Molecule: messenger RNA, 1137 nt
Organism: Phycomyces blakesleeanus NRRL 1555(-)
Lineage: Eukaryota; Fungi; Mucoromycota; Mucoromycetes; Mucorales; Phycomycetaceae
Exons: 3
Coding region: 1-1137 (378 amino acids)
Source: RefSeq, a predicted model, not a curated record
AUGUCUGAAGUAACACUUACAAGAAGAGAACAACAAGCUUUGAGAAAGGCAGCACUUGAAGCAGUACCUGUCAGAACCCUGAGAGAUAUUGGAUCUGCAUUGGAACCUUUGACAAUUCCUAAUGUUAUGAAGUUGAAGUCUAACAUUGUUCGUGUUUUUGCUUCUGAAUGGGAACUUUGCAAACAAGAAAUUGAAGAACAAUACUGCGUCAAGUGGAUUAUCAGUCGUCCUAAUAGACAUAGUUCCACUGUUGAUAUCACCAAGAAGAAGCGUGUGCUCUUCUCCCAGGUAUACUCCUGUCAUAGAGGUGGAAGCUAUGAAUCUGAAAGCAGAGAAAAGCAUCCAAUACAACAUAAAUCGAAGAAAGUUGGCUGUUGUGUUGAUGAUAUUGUUGCCCAUUUGACAGCCAGUCCAGACUCAUCAGCUAGAAAAAUCAGACUUGAGAUUCUUUGUGACAUCGACCAGCAAGAGUAUUCUCUCAAUGUACAUAAAAUCAACUACUUUGAUAUUUACAACAAAAUACUUGCAGACGACUUUAAGUCUAUGAAGAUGUGGUUUACCAAAAAACUUUCUCCCAAAGGUUUUAUUAUCUUUGAAGGUAACCUGCAGACAUAUUUGAACGACAAGAGUCUGUAUGCAUGUGGAUUUACCUCGCCUUUCCAGCAAAGCAAGAUAAAAGCUGCAGCAACAUUCUGUAUGGAUGCCACCUACAGUAUCACUCAAAGAUUGGAUGACAUUCUUUAUACUAUUGUCAUUCGUGAUCAAGAACUUGAUCGUGGUUUCCCCUGUGCAUACAUGCUGACCAAUGACCAUUCCUUGGGUCCAAUUGUCCAAUGGUUAAAGCACUUGAAAGACAAUCAGUUAGUUGUAAACCCCCGGCAGUUUACUAUUAACUGUAGUGAUACUGAGACAAAUGCACUCAUGACAAUCUUCCCUGGAUGCCAGAUCCAAUACUGUCUUUUUCACGUCAGUCAAACAUGGUACAGACAACUAAACCUGAAAGUCAAGACAGGAAAUACUGCUGCCCAAAACCAUUUGAUUCGAAGAGAAAUGAUGGCUUUUCUUAAGCAUAACAUGUAUGAAGAGCAUAUAGUUGUAAUUCUUGACAAGAUUGCUGACUUCAUUGGAAGAUAUUAG